AUGUCUCUGGAGACUGUUGAACGUGCUUUAGCAGAAUUUUAUUGUAAUCAGAAUGUGGAAGUACAUAAGAUUUUAUUAGAUUUUCAAAAUUCUGUAGAUGCCUGGAACCUUGUAUGGAAUAUGUUAGAUACGUCUAAAGUAAAUACUUCCUAUCUUGAACCAUUAUAUUAUGAAUAAGUAUAGACCUUAAACUUAGUAUAAGGUCUAUAUAAAUAAUACAAUAAUUACACAAUUGCAUAAGUUAUGUUUAAAAUAUUUUAUUUCUUUCAGCCUCAUGAGAUACAAUUUUUUGGUGCUACUACACUUCACAUAAAAAUCACCAAACAAUGGUCACAAUUAAAACGAACAGAUUAUAUCCUUCUUAGAGAUAAACUAAUGGACACCCUAAUUAAGUACUACAAUUCAACAGGACCUUCAAAUGUAACAAAUAAACUGUGUUAUUGUGUAAGAAAACAUGAUUAUAAAAUUAUAUGAACAGUAUGUCUUAAAUCGUAUUUAUAAGAAUUUUCUUUUAAAUUAUAUAAUUAACAUUUCUAACAAUUUGUUUAAUAUCUCAGAAAUAUGUGAUAAAGUUUGUUUGCCAGUUGGCUUAGCUGUAAUCUAGUAGCUCAGAAGAUCAAUCACCAUCAUAAGAGUACUCUGCUUUCAUUUCUAGUCAGAAACCUUAACUUUUCUGAAGAAGUUAACUAAUUUAAUAUUUUUAUUUGAAAAAAAUAAUAAAAAUUAUUAAAUAAAAAUUAGAGUUAUUGAUUAUUGUUCAUGUUUAUUAUUUGUUUAGCUUUGUGCUUAUGUUGUUCGUACACUACCAAAUCAUUGGCCAGAUGCUAUUCCACAAUUAAUGGAAACAUUUAGAAAUUCUUUAUCUCAAUCUUCAAUAAAUGUUAGUGUUAUGAUUUUAGAAAUAUUAAUGGCAUUACCCGAGGAAGUAAGUUGUUUAUAUGUUUAUUAAACAUAAAUAUUUAAACAAAAAUUAAUAUAGUUGUUUUUAUUUUUUCUUAGUUUGGCGCUUCAACAUUAACUCAAAUACGACGAAAUGAAGUGCGGAGAGAACUAGAAAAAUCUUCAUUGCAAGGUUAGUUAAAAAUAUUCACUUCACAAUAGUUUAUAUCUAAUGUUUAAAAAUAUUAUUUAGUUUUAUCUAUUGUGGACAGUAUACUGCAAAGUGAUAGUAUGGACCCAAUUGUGAUACAUGCUUUGAAAUGUGCUGCAUCAUGGUUAGAUAUAGGUUUUGAUCUUAUUAAAUGCCAUCGUCUUACAGAUACUUUUAUAUCAGUUAUUGUAAAUCCAGAAAGAAAUCAAGAGUAAGUUCAAUUAUAAUAAAUGUUAUCAAUAACAUUAAUAUUGUUGAUUAUUUAUUUACUUAUUUUCAAUAUGGUAUGGGCUGUAUGCUCAAUUAACAAUAAGUAUAAUUCAAUUUAUAUUAAAUUAUUAUUUGGCUUAAAUUAAUAUUAAUAUGUUCACUUUAGAUGUGUUAUAUUAGCUAUAGAUGCUUUAAAAUCAUUGUGUACACAUCCUCGUACAUCUGUAUGUGAAGCGACUGUAUUUGAAGUUUUAAGUAAAGUUAUAAUAUUAUCUGAUAAAUUAUUUCAUUUAGAAAUAACAGAAGAACCAGUAAGUAAAUGAAUGGAUAAAAUAUGUACCAUGUUAAAGUGAAAAGUACAAUACUUUUGGUUUUAGAAUGUCAUUGUGGAUAAACUUUUUGACUUAUUUUUGGGAAUUGGCGAUCAGCAUUUUCGUCCAAUUGUACAAGGACUUUUAAAGGAUAAUACCAGAGAGUUAUGUACAAAAUUUUUCAACUUAUAUUUAACUUGUACAAAUGCACCUGGGUAUUAUCCAGUAAAUGAAAUUUACAGUGAAAAAACGUUUACAUUUUGGUUUUUAUUGCAAGUAAGCACAAUGUAAUAUCAUUUCAUUUAUUAUUACUACUUUCUAGUAUAUUUUUACAAUUUCAGGAUGAUUUGCUGUCAAAUGAUGCUGGGCCUGAUAAUACAUUAUUGACUAUUGUUAAGCCGUUAUAUGUAUCUUUAACUCAAGUAUUAUUAAAAAAAGUUGCAUACCCAGAAAAUCUAGAAUUGUGGACUCCAGAUGAACGAGAAUCAUUUCGGUGUUAUAGACAAGAUAUAUCAGAUACUUUUGUAAGAGUAAUAAUUAUUAUAUUUGUCUAUAAUUUAUUUUUUUUAUAUUUAAUAUGUACUUAUAUAAUUUAAAAUAAACAGAGCUCACAUUAAUGCAGGAUGGGGGGAAUGAUAGAGGAAGGAAUUCUUAUUACUCUAUUUUUUUUUUUUACCGACUUACUAAUAUUUCUAUUGUACGAAUGAUAUUUUCAAAAAACCAUAAGUCAUCAAUUCUGAUAAAUUGAAAUUUUUUCAGAAUUGAAUAUUUAUCAUUCAGUUAUAAAUGAUUAUCAUUAUUUUUUCUGUGUUGCACUUUCGCCUUGUGUGCCAAUAAUUAAUAUUGAAAGUAAUUUAAACAAAUUCUGAACAUUAUUAUUUUUUUUUUUACAAAAAUAUAAUAAAUUUAUAAAUAUAAUGAAAUGUCUAUAUAUUAUAAAUGUUAAUAGGUAAGUAAGGGUUAAAAAGAUAUAGGAUGUAGGGUAACUAAAUUUAUAAACCAAAAGCAACGAUAAAUCAUUGCAAACGAAAAAUAAUCCUUAACUCAGUAGUAUGUAUAGUAUUAGUCAUGUUAUUUUCUUUUGUAGCCAAGGUAACCCAGUACUUAAUAAAAAUAAAACCAAUUUAUUGAUAUUUAUUGUCGGUUUUUUAAAAAAUCAUAGAUAUUUUUUUAAAAAGUACACUAAUUAAAAAAAAUUGUGUCUUAAUAAAUAACAAUAUAAAAUAUCAUAGUUGUAUAUUAAAUAAUAACUUUUUUCAAUUUACUCAGAAUAUAAAAUAAAUACACAAGCAAAAACUUAGACUGACUAAUUUAAACUUAUUAUUAUUGAAUUUUUUUAAACUAUUGAAUUAUGUUUGAGAAGUAAUGUAUAUUUGGUGUGACUAUUAAAGUAAAGUUAAGUUCAAUAAUUUUAUUAAUUCACAGCAAUUUUUUUUAAUAUCUAUAUUUUAUUUUAUUUUCCUAAUUUAAGCUCUGAAAAUAAACCUUUCAAUUUAAAAUUAUUUUUAUUUCAGACUUAUUGUUACUUCAUCUUACAGUCAGAAAUGUUAGAUGUACUUUUAUCAAUUUACAAACAAGUAACCUGUGAUUCUAAAACUGCAAUUGCACAAUGGCAAACAGUUGAAGCGUGCUUAUAUGCUUUUACUGCAAUAGCGGAACCUCUUCAAAACCACAAUUCACACCCACAUAUUGAACAGUUGAUGUCAUCUUUAGGUUCAUUACCUUAUGAACAAUUGGAUAAAAAAGCAGCUGUUGCUGCAAUGGAUACUAUUGGUAUAAAAAUUAAAUAUAUGUAAUAAUAAUUUUUAGAUACUUGUGAUAAUAAUUGUAUGUAUAUAUAUACAUAUUAGGGUAGUCCUUAUUUUGAUAAUUUUAAAAUUUUCUUUGUGAAAUCUGAUCAUCUUGUGCUGUAUAAUAAGAAAAAAUAUAUCAUCAAAUUUUAAGAUUAUUUGGAUAAUAUUUAGUAGAAACACUCAGUGUUUGAAUAUUUAAUAACAACAAAUUUGCACGAAAUCAAUGAAAAUAGUGUACAAAAAACCACAGAUUGUUUCAGGGGUGGUAAAACUGGAGAGAAUGAGGGAGAAAUAUACCCCCUCAUUAAAUGUGUUAAUACAGAGUGGUUUUUUUUAAGUAUGCUCAGUAUUCAUCCCAUUUUUUCGAUUAAAUUAUGUGCAUAAAUUUAAAUUUUGAUAUUUGGAACUUUUAAGUGUAUUGAAAGAUGAUAUUUUCAAAUACAGUAAAACCUCUCUAUAACGGAAUCGUUUGGGACCAAACAUAUUUCCGUUAUAAAGAGUUUUCCGUCAUAGAGAGGUAGAAUAAAAAAUUAAGUUUCAAGACUGUAUGCAUGUACGUGUUAAUUUUUUCAAACGAAGGAGUUUUCAAUCUUUUACUCUUUCCCGAGUUUUUACUAGUUACCCAAUUUAUCCAUAAUCUUUUCUUUAUUUUUAUUUGCGUCGUAAACUUGAGUUUUUCUACAUUUAAAUCUAUUAAUGAGUUCCUUCUUACUUAGUUUUUGUGUUUCCUUCAACUCAAUUAGUUUAACUUUAUCGGACAACAUCAGAGCUGUACGUGACAUAGUAAGUAAAAAUGAAAAUAAGUAUGUACAAAAUGAAAUCAUAACGACAAUACAGAUGAUGAACAAUUCACAUUUACUAAACGAUAUGAACAAUUUAACAGAAAAAAGAUGACUGUGCUGUUCAUAUUAACAAAAUUACGUACAUAGGUUACCUAAUCUUUUCUACACGCUCAUUAGAAGGUAUGUAAUAAACAAACCAAUAUAACAAUCGUGAAGAUAUAUUGUCAAAUGAUUUUUCAGAACAACCUGUAAUUUUUCUUUAAAUAAUUUUAUUUUCCAUUUAACAGAGAGUAUUUUUACUAAUUUGAUUACGAAAAUUGUCCGUUUCGGUUUAGUAGAGGUUUUGUCUUAGAGAUGUCAGUUUUAUAUAUUAUUUGCACUGGGACUAUUGACAUUUUCCGUUAUAAGGAGGAUUCCGUUUAAUAAAGGGUCCAUUAUAGAGAGGUUUUACUAUAAUUAAAAUUUUUUUUUAAUACAAUCUUUUUGAUAUUAAAUAUUAAAAUUUCGUGUAGCUUCCACUUAGUAUUAUUUAAGUAGCCUCAAACGAAAAUUUUUUUUUAUUAUAUGGUAUAAGAUAGAUAGGCGUCCCAAAGGAAAUUGGCAAAAUAAAACCCUUUAUAUAUGUAUAAUGUUUAUAUUUAUUUUUAGGAGCAUAUUAUUAUUGGAUGGAAACACAUCCAUCAUAUUUAAAUUUUAUUGUACCACUUUUAAUGAUGGGUCUGCACAAUAGUAAUAUGUUUUCUUCGGCGUCAAUUGCUCUUAGGGAUAUUGCAAAAGAAUGCAGACAAACUAUAGCUCCUUAUAAUGAGGUUAUAUUAAAUACUGCAAUGGUAAGAUUUGUUAAAUUAUCUUGAGGUCAAUAAUAUUGUAAUAUCUUGUGUAUGAGGUGUGCAAUCCACCAGUCUUAAUGGGUCUCAAAAACCAAAGGCUUAAAUUUAAAAUUGUCUUUCUCAAAUAUUUGUUAGCUUUCACUUUUAAAGUUUUUAAUCAAAUUUAUUACAUGUGUAAGUAGUGGAUAAAUAUUAUAUUAAAUUAUCCUAUUCAAAUUUUAAUGUCAACAAUGAUUUAUAACAUUUAUAGUAAAUAUUAAUAAAACAUUCAAUUAAGAAAAAAAAAAUUAGAGCCUCAAAUUAAAUCUUUGCACACAAACCUCAAAAUUCAUAGUUUUAACACUGUUUGACAUUUAUUGUACAUUGUAAAAAAUGUAUAUAUUUAGAUUGCAUUAAAACAAGUAAGCAAACUAAAAGAAGAACUCCGUCUAAUUUAUACCAUAGGAGUUAUUUUGUCAGCUAUACCAUUUCCUAAGUGUAAACCGUCUUUGGAUAUGUUUAUUGACCCUAGCUUGGAUGUAAUGAAAAAUAUAUUGGCUAUUGAGGUUUAUAUUAAACAUUUUAAAUAAAAUGUUUGUAUUUUUUACUAAAAUUGUAUUUUAUUUUAGGAUCACACAGAAUGUAAUAAACAUAGACCUGAGUUACAAAAGAGAAUUAAAGUUCUUAGUUCAUUAGUAUCUGCAAUUGAUCAGAAGAAUACAGUUUAUCAUAUGAUAGAAACAAUUACCCCUCUGCUUCACAUGAUGGCUAUUAAGUGCUUCAUCGCUUGCCCUGAAGAUCUAUUAUACACUGUAAGUAUCUAUUAAUAAAUAUGAGCGAUCAUAAUUUGAAUAUAUCUGAAAAUAUACAUCAAGUUGUAUGUGGCAUGGAACAUACCAUUCUAUUUUAAUAUAAAAUUUUUGUUUUGUUUUUUUUUUAUAUAUAAACAUAUCUUUUACUAGUAUCUAUUGAUAUUUUUUCUUUGUUACUCUCAAUAACAUUCAAUUGGCUUUUUACUAUUGUUUGUAUCAUACAGUAUACAUAUGACAACUCAAUAAAAAAAGUAUAAAACACUUUAGAAUUAGAUGCUGCCGUUCUGGAAUAUCAGUCCUCUAUUAAUUAUAUCAACCCUAUAACAUACAAAAAUAAUCUAUACAUGUAUAUUGAUUAUUUUUGUAAAUUUUCCUUACUUAUGAUGAGCAUACAACUUUAAUUACCAAAAAGAUUAACAUCUCUAUCAUCUCGUGAAACAUUACAAGGUUUAUUUCUAAUUAUUUAUAUAUAUGCACAAGGUGAUCCAUUUAAGUCUGUACCAUUCAAUAGGUAUCUCAGAUAGUAUUAAUUUUUUUUUAGAAUUUACUACAUAAAACAUUUAAGAAACAAGCAACUCUAUAAUUGUAUAUUUAAGUUAUUUUUUGUCACCCUUAUUCCUGAGGUUAAAACCACUACCUACUUGUGAUUAUCAAAUGGUAACCUAUAUUAAAAUAUAGUAUAGAAAUAUAUUAAAAAAAAAUGUAUAUAUAAAAAUAAAAUUAAUUAAUGAAUAAUACUUAUCAUAAUACUCCAGGCGAUACAUUCAUUCAUUUAUUUAUUUUAUUUUUUAUAUACAUUUUUUAUUUAUUUGUAUUAACCAUUUUAAUAAUUUUGUUUUUACUUUAUUAUUUUAUUAUCUAUAUUAAAAAUUCCAGAAAUAGAUUUAGUAUUAAUUAAAAUUAAUUUUGCUGUUAACAUUUUUGAUUACUGUUAAUAUUCUAAUUUUAAAUUUUGAAACUAUGAAAGUAGUGGUGCAUUAUUAACAUGCUGUGUGCCGUGCCAUCACACAAAUGAUGCUCUACUACUAUCCUCUGACUUAAACUUAAAAGUGGAAUAUUUCGUCCAUGGGUUGACCAAACUCAUACAUUUCAAUAUCAACAUUUAUUUUAACUAAUAUUCAAUCUAUUUAUGGAAUUUUUACUAUAGGUUGUCAUUUUCAAUCAAGAGAAGUUAGUAGUUUUAAAUCGAAAAAUAAGGGUGACAAAGAACAACAUAAUUGUAAAAUUCUGAAAAAAAUAAAUUUUUUCAGAGAUAAUGAGUGUACUCACUUAAAUGGAUCACCUAGUAUACAUGAACUGAAAUUAAUUAAAUUAUAAUCAUAGGCGGACCUAGAGUUUUAUAUUUGAGUGAGCCCAUCCUUCUAUGUAGUUAUUUUAGAUUCUGAGUGGAGCGAAGCUUAUGGUUUUAUAAAAAUAUUUUUUUUUUCUGUGGAUACUUUUCUACCAGCAAUUUUGCUCCAAUUUAUAAUGAUAGACAUUUUUCUAAAAGAAAAUUUGAUUAGGGAGGUACUUUUACGAUUUUUUCAGGAGUUUUCUAAACAAAUGUUAAAAGGGGGAAACAUAAUAUUUAUUAUUAUUUGUUCUUUAUCAGUGUUAUUAUUACAUUAGGGUGUGCCAGGGUACACCUGGCACACCUCUUAGAUCAGCUUAUGAUUGUAAUCACUAAUUACAAAGUAGUUUCUGUUGAUUUAAAAAUUUUAAAAAUACUUUGUAUCAUUUACGGAUACACAAAAAAUAUGUAGAAUUCUAAUUUUACUUUAAAGAUAAUAGCUAUAACACUUAUAUAAAUGGUAUUUAUUAUAUAAAAAUAUAAUAUUUUUCUUUUUUUGGAUGCACUAACCAUAAAAAAAAAUAUAUAUAUAUAUAUAUUUACAUUCUAGUAGUUUUUACAUUUCGGUUAAGAUAGAUAUGUUAUUAGUAAUAACAACGAAAAACUUACUGUCUCCACAGGUAUAAUAUUAUUUACUGUUGUAAAUUUAUCAUGGGCUAAAAAUUACCUGUUUUAAAACAUAAAUUACUUGGCAAAUUUGUGCCCAGGGAGUUGUGUAGUUAAGUUAGUUAUUAUAUUUUAUUACAAGGCACGAUUUGUUAAUUAUAAAUUUAUGAGCUCUGGUACUUUUAUAGCAUUAAAUAUUAUAAACUUAUAAUAAAACAGUCUAUUCAAAAAUAUUGUAUUUUCAGGGAGUUUGUGAAUUCUUAAAAAUUGUUGUAUCCAAAAUGCAAGAAGAUUGUUCAAUGGCUUUAAAUGUAAUAAUUGAAAUUCUUAUGAUUGGAUUUAGAAAAUCCCCCCAGCCAGCUGGCAUGAUUCUUUUUAAAGAAGUAAUUUUAGUUCAAUUGGUCAUAUAAAUUGCUAAAUAUUUAUUUUAUCUGAAAUUUUAGAUAAUAAUAAUGUUUGGAAGACAAGAAUCAUUUUUUACACUUAUUAAGUCUACGUAUGAAGAAAUUUGCAUAAGAGUUAAAUAUCUAUUAGAACAAGUGUCUUCGGCUGAUCAUGUUGGUCUUGGAGAUAUAUUAGAAUCGUAUUUAUCACUUCAAGGACAUGUAUUUAGAAAAUUACCACUUGUUGCUAUUGACAAUCCAAAUGUAGAUUUUGAAUUUAUUUUUAAACUAGGUAUCAAUUAAUUAGUUAAUUAAAUCAACUUAUAAAAUAUUUCUAAUAAUUUGCAUUAAUACUAACAUUUCUUAUAUUUUUAGCCUCUGAAGCAUUGUGUACUAAUGAGAUAUUCCUUGUAAAAAAUGCAGCUUUCUUUUUAACAAUAUUUAUAACUACUAGUCGGGAAAAGAGAUCCCUGUUUAAAGUUAUUGAAGAUAAUGGCCAGUUUCUUGUCAUGAAAAUAAUAUGUAUUAUAAGUAAGUUUUUAUUAUUUUUAAAAAUGUGAGUUUAAACGCCCAGUUAUACAUUUAAGUAUUCUAAGUUAUAUCAAAUAUCAGUAUUAGAUUCUGAGUAAAACAAAAUGUAUAGUUUUACAAAGAUGUUUAUUUUUUUUGUAUAAUCUGUGCGCAGCUUUUCUAUCAAAAAUCUUGCUCCAAUUUUUAAGUGUAGCAUAUUUUCUGAAAUGAAAUUAGUGUGGGAAGGUACUUUAAGGAGGUAAUUUUUCGGUUAAAUGUAAGUAUAAGUUGAAAAAAAAUCAACCUUUUAUUUUUCAGGUGAGCCACUUUUAUACAAGCAAUUUUGCUCAGAUUUUUAAUGAUAGCAUUUUUUCUUAAAGGAAAUCUGAUUGCGGACGUACUUUGGAGAGUUUAUUUUUUAUUUUCUCACUAGUUUUCCCAAUAAAUAUGAAAACCGUAGGAAAAACAGAAAAAUAUAUACAAUAUUAACAAAUAUUUUUUAAGAAUAUAUAUUUUGCCUAUGUAAUUAUUUUACCAUAUGACAUAUAUAUUGUUGACAAAGCAACUACACUAUCAACUGAACUCAACUAAGAAUUGUUUUUUUUAAUUAGUAAUGGUUAGUCAUUGCUAACAGAUUACAUUAAAUUACCUAUAACAGUGGCUGCAUCAGUCCCUAUUAUUCUACAAGACCUUUUAAAUUAAUGUUUUAUUUAUCAUUAUAGUUGUUAUAAAUAGGAUAUUUGUUGACUUAAAAAAUUGAUUAUAUGAUUUUAUGUAACAAUCAAUACAUAAUAAAUAUAAAAAAGGGUCACAUUGGUAAGAAUGGUUCCCUACAAUUUCAAAUUGCGAAGUAAAACUUGAUUUUACUUACAAACUGUUUUGGGAACCUAUAAACAGUUUCUCAAUUUUAAAUAAAUAUCACUUUAAUGUUUAUAUAUAUAUAAAUAUUUAUAGAAGGUGAUACAGUGACAGCAAGUUUAGAUGUUAUGUGUGAAGUCUUGUUAAUAUUAAAUAAAAAAUAUAGUAGUAAUUUACAAAUAUGGUUUCAAGAUAUAAUAACGAUACAAAAUAUUUUAUUACCGAAUGUAACAGAAGAUAUGAAAACUAUUUUUUUCAAACGAGUGAUACGGUAAAUUUACCUAGUAUUAAUAAACCUUAAAAAAAAAAUUAAUUAUUUAAAUUGUUGUUUUUAUAGAGAAAAAAGUAGCAAAAAGGCUUUACAAGAUGUAGUCAAAGAAUUUUCAUAUAUCUGUCGAGGGUUAAUUGAAGUAGAGACAUAUGCAGAAUCAUGA
Cinara cedri is the source of this 9928-nucleotide messenger RNA. NCBI's taxonomy places the organism in Eukaryota, Metazoa, Arthropoda, Insecta, Hemiptera, Aphididae. The record is from the annotation of a GenBank genome assembly.